AUGAUCACAAGACAUACGACACGACUCUUGCGAGUCUCAGUCGCCCCGUUCCCGUUCCCGUUCGUCUCGAGUACAUGCGCAUAUACGAUCCCUAUCCGACACUUCUCCACCACGAGGAACAAGCAGGCCAAGAACCGCAUCUUCACCCCAGUGCGCCGUCCAGAUGAGUUCUACUCGUACCUAUCGCUAUCGACAUCGUCUCGCACACCCCUCCUGACCUUCUGGACAGCCUCCUACUGCAAUACCUGCAAGACGGUCUCGCCUAUCCUGCAGGACCUCAUCAAUGCCGGGGUAGGCGAGGCAGAGGGUGGUGUCUCUUUCUGCGAGAUCGAGUAUGACUCCAUGGAUAUCAUGGACUCCGGACUGGGGAUGACCUAUAUGAUUACGAGCAUGCCUACUUUCUUGAGCUUCGAUCGGGGAGAAGCGCAAGUCGGCACGAAGAUCACGAAUCCGAGCCAGAUGAAGGAUAUUGAAGGGCUGAAGGAAUGGAUAAGGAGAGAAGCAAGGAGAGGAGGGACUGGGGGGGAUGGAGGAGGCCCCGGAUUGUUUGGGGGGCUGUUUGGAUUUGGAGAGAAGAAGUAA
Cadophora gregata is the source of this 582-nucleotide messenger RNA. RefSeq lists its product as uncharacterized. The coding region runs from base 1 to 582 and encodes 193 amino acids. The record is from RefSeq and is a predicted model, not a curated record. The transcript is spliced from 2 exons. NCBI's taxonomy places the organism in Eukaryota, Fungi, Ascomycota, Leotiomycetes, Helotiales, Ploettnerulaceae.